AAUAUCAGUCAAGGUAAUUGAUGAUGAGGAGUAUGAGAAAAACAAGACCUUCUUCCUUGAGAUUGGAGAGCCCCGCCUGGUGGAAAUGAGUGAGAAGAAAGCCCUGUUAUUGAAUGAGCUUGGUGGCUUCACAAUAACAGGCCAACCUGUCUUCAGGAAAGUUCAUGCUAGAGAACAUCCGAUUCCCUCUACUGUAAUCACCAUUGCAGAGGAAUGUGAUGACAAGCAGCCGCUGACCAGCAAAGAGGAAGAGGAGAGGCGCAUUGCAGAACUGGGGCGUCCCAUCCUGGGAGAGCAUACCAAGCUGGAAGUGAUCAUUGAAGAGUCCUAUGAAUUCAAGAGUACCGUGGACAAACUCAUUAAGAAGACAAACCUGGCCCUUGUGGUGGGGACAAACAGCUGGCGAGAACAAUUCAUUGAAGCUAUCACUGUCAGUGCUGGGGAAGAUGACGAUGACGAUGAAUGUGGGGAGGAAAAGCUACCCUCCUGUUUUGAUUAUGUGAUGCACUUUCUGACUGUCUUCUGGAAGGUCCUAUUUGCCUUCGUCCCUCCUACAGAAUAUUGGAAUGGCUGGGCGUGCUUCAUUGUCUCCAUCCUCAUGAUUGGCCUAUUGACAGCUUUCAUUGGCGACUUGGCUUCCCACUUUGGCUGCACCAUUGGCCUGAAGGAUUCUGUGACUGCAGUUGUGUUUGUUGCCCUUGGAACUUCAGUACCAGACACAUUUGCAAGCAAAGUGGCAGCCACCCAGGAUCAGUAUGCAGACGCAUCCAUAGGUAAUGUCACCGGCAGCAACGCGGUGAAUGUCUUCUUGGGAAUCGGUGUGGCCUGGUCCAUCGCUGCCAUCUACCACGCAGCCAAUGGGGAACAGUUCAAAGUGUCCCCUGGCACGCUUGCUUUCUCUGUCACUCUCUUCACCAUUUUUGCUUUCAUCAACGUGGGGGUGCUGCUGUAUCGGCGGAGGCCAGAAAUCGGAGGUGAGCUGGGUGGGCCCCGGACUGCCAAGCUCCUCACAUCCUGCCUCUUUGUGCUCCUGUGGCUCUUGUACAUUUUCUUCUCCUCUCUGGAGGCCUACUGCCACAUAAAAGGCUUCUAAAGGAACAAUCAGAUAUAGUAAAUUUAUAUAUAUACAUAUAUAUACAUAAAAAUUAUGUACAAUGAACAGAGGAAACUGGCAUUCGUCAUGUUCACUUACCUGCUGAGGGAAUCCAGCUUCAAGAGCGUACUCUGUACUGGGGCUGAGGUCAGAAACCAUCACGUCCCAUUCCCAGGGCAUCGUCAUCCUGUUGAACAAGGCAUGGAGACAGGGCCACCCUGCAGCUCAGCCUAGAAGGCUGAACUCUCUCCAGGUUCAUAAAUGGCUAAGGCUUUUUGUUCCCUUGUUUUUUACUUUGUUUUCAGUGGGAUUGGGGAGGUAGCUUGUAUUUGACUUUUAUUUUUGUUUUGUUUUGCUUUGUUUUGCUGAGAGGGUCAGAGGUUUUGUUUCUCUUUCUGGGACUUAUCCAAAGGUAAAUAUGCUUGGGGUAAAAAAAAAAAUGAUAUUAUUAAGAUUUUCCUCCCCUCCUCCAAACACUUUAAAAGUUACUUUGAAUUAAAAAGGAUCUGGGCAUGGAAGAAGAAAGAAGCACUCAUCACUUUAUUACCAAAUUUCAUGC
Messenger RNA from Castor canadensis (American beaver), 1652 nucleotides. Lineage: Eukaryota; Metazoa; Chordata; Mammalia; Rodentia; Castoridae. The record is from RefSeq and is a predicted model, not a curated record.